AUGAAGAUUCUUACUCUUGUUCCUGCUUUUCUUACCACAGUUGCUGCUGUCCAGCCACAGGGUAUAAUUGAGAUUGAGUGGUCAAGCAAUUGCGGGUACGCGUCCAAGGCGACCAACCCCUCUAUACCCCCCGCCAAUCCCACUGUGAUUGAGACACCCAAGAUUGCCUCUGCUCAAGCAGAAAUUCCUAAUCCAGUCCCAACCAAUGCCCCUGUCGUCGAUACCUAUCCCCCCAUCCCCUCUGCUGGGUCUACAACCAAGAACGAACAAGUUCCUGAUCCUGGUGUUUCCUCACCUUAUCCCUCACCCUCCACUCCUGUUUAUUCCCAGCUGGAGCAAAAGUCUGAGCUAAAGACUGGGGCUGCGAGUCCCUACGGCGAUGUGAAAUCUGGCAACAUUACUUUUUAUGAUGUUGGGAUGGGCGCCUGCGGUCAGAAUUCGAGUGGGCAAGACGAAAAUGGCAGCAUCGUAGCAAUCUCUGGAGAUGUAUAUGAUGCAUCCAUGAUUGACAGUAACACCAACAACAACCCCUUGUGUGGUCGAACUAUCACCAUGAAAGGAUCUAACGGCAAGACUGCUCAAGUUCCUGAAGCACCGGCAUGUUUAUCGCCCUACAAAAUCCCAAGAAAGGCGGAGUGUGCAUUACAGGACCCUUGA
This is a messenger RNA of Fusarium redolens, 657 nucleotides long. RefSeq lists its product as uncharacterized. The transcript is spliced from 2 exons. The coding region runs from base 1 to 657 and encodes 218 amino acids. The record is from RefSeq and is a predicted model, not a curated record. Lineage: Eukaryota; Fungi; Ascomycota; Sordariomycetes; Hypocreales; Nectriaceae.